Molecule: messenger RNA, 819 nt
Organism: Coffea eugenioides
Lineage: Eukaryota; Viridiplantae; Streptophyta; Magnoliopsida; Gentianales; Rubiaceae
Exons: 2
Coding region: 1-819 (272 amino acids)
Source: RefSeq, a predicted model, not a curated record
AUGGACAACAGAAAUGGAGUUACGGCAGCUAACGGGAAUGGCCAUGCUAAUGGUCAUAUAGCGCCUCCUAGGCCUAUCUUUUAUCGAGGUUUGGCUGGGGAAGCUCGAGUACGCUACUCCCCAUCUGACCGAUAUCCCCGAUGUGCUUGUAGGGUGACCUUUGCUUACCCAAACCAUGUUGUACUGGCCUUGGACGACGAGCGUCGUCAGUUGGUGACUGCCAACUUAGACUUACAGGCUGAGGUCGAUGAGCUUCGACAGAUGGUGAGCGCUCAGGGCGAGAGGGUCGCCGAGCUUGAGGAGGUGAUUGAGGGCGAGGUUGCCACAUUUGCUGUGGUUAACGAGGAGCUCCGGAGCACUAGGGCUCAGCUUACUAGGCUGAGAGAGGAGGUCCGUAGUCGGGGUUCCGAUAUUGUAGCUGAUGCCACUAGGCUAGUUGAUGAGGCUAUGGGGGAAGGGCUUCGGGCAGCCCUUAGCUGCAAAUAUAGGAGAGAUGGCUGGGGUUUUAGGGUUGGAGAUGCUGGUAUAAAUAGAAAAGGCAAGACAGCCGCAAAAAGGAGGGAUCCGCGGGGGAAGAGAAAGCAAAAACGGAAAAACUGGAGCAAAAGGGAAAAAAUUGAGAGAGUGAGUCGUGAGCAAGAACUAGAUAAAGGGAAAGGUCAGAAGAUUGCUUCUGGUGGCGGCUGUGGAUUAACGAAAGAACGAAACAGAGAGAGAGAGGAUACGGAUAGAGAGCUGGAGUUGAGGGGCUGUGAGAAGAAAACAGCAAAGGGGAGGAGACGGCAGGAAAAAUUGAGAGCAAGAACAGAGGCCGGCUAA